Zonotrichia leucophrys gambelii is the source of this 1279-nucleotide messenger RNA. It is a transcript of the gene PSMD4, whose product is annotated as proteasome 26S subunit ubiquitin receptor, non-ATPase 4. The coding region runs from base 77 to 1279 and encodes 400 amino acids. The record is from RefSeq and is a predicted model, not a curated record. Lineage: Eukaryota; Metazoa; Chordata; Aves; Passeriformes; Passerellidae. The transcript is spliced from 10 exons. Gene Ontology annotation, cellular component: cytosol; proteasome regulatory particle, base subcomplex; nucleus. Gene Ontology annotation, biological process: proteasome-mediated ubiquitin-dependent protein catabolic process. Gene Ontology annotation, molecular function: polyubiquitin modification-dependent protein binding.
GGUCUGCACCAAUCAGCGCGCGCGUUGUUGGGCGCUGUGGGGAGCGGGCCGGCGCUGAGGGGACGAAGGAGCCAAGAUGGUUCUGGAGAGCACCAUGGUGUGCGUGGACAACAGCGAGUACAUGCGGAACGGGGACUUCCUGCCGACGCGGCUGCAGGCGCAGCAGGACGCCGUCAACAUCGUGUGCCACUCCAAGACGCGCAGCAACCCCGAGAACAACGUGGGGCUCAUCACCCUGGCCAAUAACUGCGAGGUGCUGACCACGCUGACCCCGGACACCGGGCGCAUCCUGUCCAAGCUGCACACGGUGCAGCCCAAGGGCAAGAUCACCUUCGGCACCGGCAUCCGCGUGGCGCACCUGGCGCUGAAGCACCGGCAGGGCAAGAACCACAAGAUGAGAAUCAUCGCCUUCGUGGGCAGCCCCGUGCACGACAGCGACAAGGACCUGGUGAAGCUGGCCAAGCGCCUGAAGAAGGAGAAGGUCAACGUGGACAUCAUCAACUUCGGGGAGGAGGAGGCCAACACGGAGAAGCUGACGGCGUUCAUCACGGCGCUCAACGGCAAGGACGGCAGCGGCUCCCACCUGGUGACGGUGCCGCCGGGGCCCAGCCUGGCCGACGCCCUCAUCAGCUCCCCCAUCCUGGCGGGCGAGGGCGGCGCCAUGCUGGGGCUGGGCGCCUCCGACUUCGAGUUCGGCGUGGAUCCGAGCGCUGAUCCUGAACUGGCUCUGGCCCUGCGCGUGUCCAUGGAGGAGCAGCGGCAGCGGCAGGAGGAGGAGGCGCGCAGGGCGGCCGCGGCCUCGGCGGCGGAGGCCGGGAUGGGAGCCACCGGCGGGGAUGAGUCGGACGAGGCCCUGCUCAAGAUGACCAUCGGGCAGCCGGACUUUGGCCGCGCGGGGCUGCCGGACCUGAGCUCCAUGAGCGAGGAGGAGCAGAUCGCCUACGCCAUGCAGAUGUCCCUGCAGGGCGCCGAGUUUGCCCAGGCCGAGGCGGCCGAGGUGGACAGCGGGGCGGCCAUGGACACCUCCGAGCCCGCAAAGGAGGAGGACGACUACGACGUGAUGCAGGACCCCGAGUUCCUGCAGAGCGUGCUGGAGAACCUGCCCGGCGUGGACCCCAACAACGAGGCCAUCCGCAACGCCAUGGGCUCGCUGGCCUCGCAGGCGCACCGCGAGCAGGGCCGCGACCGCGAGCACCGCGGGAGCGAAAGGACUGCGGCAAGAAUGGAGCAACAACGAGCCAUCCGGCAACGAGGCUGCGCUGCGGGAACUGCGGAAUAA